Messenger RNA from Phyllopteryx taeniolatus (common seadragon), 4911 nucleotides. RefSeq names its product RNA binding fox-1 homolog 3a (gene rbfox3a). Gene Ontology annotation, cellular component: nucleus; cytoplasm. Gene Ontology annotation, molecular function: mRNA binding. Bases 2989 to 4065 code for a protein of 358 amino acids. Lineage: Eukaryota; Metazoa; Chordata; Actinopteri; Syngnathiformes; Syngnathidae. The record is from RefSeq and is a predicted model, not a curated record. Gene Ontology annotation, biological process: nervous system development; regulation of alternative mRNA splicing, via spliceosome. The transcript has 15 exons.
AGGUUUUAACGGUGUACACUGAGAGUGAGGGAGCAGCAGCGAAAUGGUAAGAGGGAGAUGGGACUAAAUGGAGAGUGUACUGGAGUAAAACAGAGCAAGACAGUCAGGUGUUAUCACCAAGGACCAUCAUUUGAAGUGUUUACAGAGGAGCCACCGGGGAAAGGAGUCGCCACAGCCCGUCAUCCUUUUCCAUCUCUCUUGGCUGGCAGCUCCAUCCUCAUCAUCCUUCUACCAAUAUACUCACUAUUUCUCCUCUGGACGUCUCAAAACCAUCGAAGUCUGCUCUCUCUAACUUUGUCUCCAAAACAUCGAACCUUGGCUGUCCCUCUGAUGAGCUAAUUUCUAAUUUUAUCCAACCUCGUCACUCCGAGAGCGAACCUCAACAACUUCAUUUCCGCCACCUCCAGCUCUGCUUCCUGUUGUCUCUUCAGUGCCACUGUCUCUAAUCCAUACAUCAUGGCUGGCCUCACCACUUUUUUAUAAACUUUGCCCUUCAUCCUAGCAGAGACUCCUCUGUCACAUACCACACCUGACACCUUCCUCCACCCGUUCCAACCUGCUUGGACCCGUUUCUUCACUUCCUGAUCACACUCACCAUUGCUCUGGACGGUUGACGCCAAGUAUUUAAAGUCCUCCACCCUUGCUAGCUCUUCUCCCGUAGCCUCACGCUUCCCCCAUCACCCCUCCCAUUCAUGCACAUAUAUUCUGUUUUACUUUGGCUAAUCUUCAUUCCUCUGCUUUCCAGUGCAUGCCUCCAUCUUUCUAACUGUUCCUCCACCUGCUCCCUGCUUUCACUGCAGAUCACAACGUCAUCUGCAAACAUCACGGUCCACGGGGAUUCCAGUCUAACCUCAUCUGUCAGCCUAUCAAUCACCACUGCAAACAGGAAGGGGCUCAGGGCUGAUCCCUGAUGCAGUCCUACCUCCACCUUAAAUUCAUCUGUCACACCUACAGCACACCUCACCGCUGUUCUGCUGCCCUCGUACAUGUCCUGUAUUAUUCUAACAUACUUCUCUGUCACUCCAGACCUCCGCAUGCAGUACCACAGUUCCUCUCUGGGUACUCUGUCAUCAGCUUUCUCUAGAUCUACAAAGAUACAAUGUAGCUCCUUCUAACCUUCUCUGUACUUUUCCAUCAACAUCCUCAAGGCAAAUAAUGCAUCUUUGGUACUCUGUCUUGGCAUACACACUUUUGUCCUGAGUCUAGCCUCCACUACUAUUUCCCAUAACUUCAUUGUGUGGCUCAUCAACUUUAUUCCUCUAUAGUUCCCACAGCUCUGCACAUCACCCUUGUUCUUAAAAAUGGGCACCAGCACACUUUUCCUCCAUUCCUCAGGCAUCUUCUCAGGCGCUAGAAUUCUAUUGAACAAGCUGGUCAAAAACUCCCCAGCCACCUCUCCUAGAUGCUUCCAUACCUCCACAGGAAUGUCAUCAGGACCAACUGCCUUUCCAUUUGUUACCUUUCUAACUUCCCCCUUACUAAUCAUUGCCACUUCCUGGUCCACCACACUUGCCUCUCCUACUCUCCCUUCUCUCUCAUUUACCUCAUUCAUCAACUCCUCGAAGUAUUCUUUCCAUCUAUCUAGCACACUGCUGGCACCAGUCAACAUAUUUCCAUCGCUAUCCUUAAUCACCCUACCUUGGUGCACAUCCUUCCCAUCUCUAUCCCUCUGUCUGGCCAGCCUGUAUCGAUCAUUUUCUCCUUCUUUAGUGUCCAACCUGCCAUACAUGUCAUCAUAUGCCUCUUGUUUGGCCUUUGCCACCUCUACCUUUGCCCUGUGUCGCAUCUCAAUGUAUUCAUUUCGCCUCUCCUCGGUCCUCUCAGUGUCCAACUUCUUCUUAGCUAACCUUUUUCCUUGUAUGAUUUCCUGGACUGUGAGGCUCCACCACCAAGACUCCUUCUCUCCUUUCCUGCCAGAAGAUACACACCAAGUACUCUCCUGCCUGCCUCUCUGAUCACCUUGGCUGCAGUGGUCCAGUCUUCUGGAAGCUCCUCCUGUCCACCGAGAGCCUGUCUCACCUCUUCCCAAAAAGCUGCACAACACUUGUCCUGUCUCAGCUUCCACCACAUGGUUCUCUGCUCUGCCUUUCUCUUCCUAAUCUUCCUCUCCACCACCAGAGUCAUGUUACACAUAACCAUCCUAUGCUGUCUAGCCACACUCUCCCCUACCACAACCUUACAGUCGGUAGAUCACAUCGUCUGCACGAGAUGUAAUCCACCUGCGUGCUUCUACCUCCGCUCUUGUAGGUCACCCUAUGUUCCUGCCUCUUCUGGAAAAAAGUGUUCACGACAGCCAUUUGCAUCCUUUUUGCAAAGUCUACCACCAUCUGUCCCUCCAAGUUCCUUUCCUGAAUGCCGUACUUACCCAUCACUUCUUCAUCACCCCUAUUUCCUUCACCAACAUGUCCAAUACAAUCUGCACCAAUCACGACUCUCUCUCUGUCUGGGAUGCUCAGAACUACUUCUAGCUCGUUCCAGAAUUUCUCUUUCACCUCUAGGUCACAUCCUACCUGUGGGGCAUAGCCACUAAUCACAUUAUACAUAACACCCUCAAUUUCAAGUUUCAGCCUCAUCACUCGAUCUGAUACUCUCUUCACCUCCAAGACAUCUUCCCAUCUACACCAUGGUAAAAUAAUUUAAACCCUGCCCCUAAACUUCUAGCCUUACUGCCUUUCCACCUGGUCUCCUGGACACACAAUAUAUCAACCUUUCUCCUAAUCAUCAUGUCAACCAACUCCCGAGAUUUUCCUGUCAUAGUCCCAACAUUCAAAGUCCCCACAUUCAGUGCUAGGCUCUGUGCUUUCCUCUUCUCUUUCUGCCGAAGAACCCGCUUUCCACCUCUUCUUCUUCUUCUUUGACUUCGACAUCGACCCACAGUAGCUAAAUUUCCAACGGCGCCCUGCAGGUUGACGGCGCCGGUGGCGGACGUUGUUAACCCGGACCACGACCCAUCCGGGUAACCAAGAGGCCCCAGCUCCCCCUGAAGCAAUGGCUCAACCCUUUCCACCGGCGCAGUACCCUCCCCCACCACAGAAUGGGAUGCCCGCUGAGUAUGCCACACCCCACACUCACCCACCAACUGACUUCACGGGACCAAAUACGAUUGCCGAACACGCCCUGACGCUGUACACGCCGACACACGCACAGAGCGAACAGCCCGUGAAUGACAGCAACGUUCCUGCACUCACAGCCAACACAGUAACGUUUUGCUUGCUUAAAGAUGGUUUCUCAGGGGAAGCUGUGUGGAGAGAAUGUUCUCCUCACCACAGUUACAAGCAGGUAGAUGACGUUGCACAGACGGAGGGUUCCCAGCAUCUUCAUCUGCAGCCAAAUGACUCAUCAGAGAAACAACAGCCCAAAAGAUUACACGUCUCCAACAUACCUUUCCGUUUCCGGGACCCUGACCUCCGGCAAAUGUUUGGGCAAUUUGGCAAGAUUUUAGACGUGGAGAUUAUCUUUAACGAGCGAGGCUCCAAGGGCUUUGGGUUUGUAACAUUUGAAACAACUACAGAUGCUGAUCGCGCACGGGAGAAACUAAAUGGUACAAUCGUAGAGGGACGCAAAAUAGAGGUCAAUAACGCCACAGCAAGAGUAAUGACCAACAAAAAAGUGGCAAACCCUUACGCAAACGGCUGGAAGUUGAAUCCAGUGGUUGGAGCAGUGUAUGGUCCUGAAUUUUAUGCAGUAACAGGGUUUCCAUACCCCACCGCAGGAGCAGCAGUGGCCUAUAGAGGGGCCCAUUUGAGAGGGAGGGGCCGGGCUGUCUAUAACACGUUUCGUGCUGCACCACCUCCUCCACCCAUACCAGCCUACGGAGCCAGUGUGGUCUACCAGGAUGGAUUUUAUGGGGCGGAAAUAUAUGGCGGAUAUGCAGCUUACAGAUAUGCCCAGCCAGCUGCUACUGCUGCAGCUGCAUACAGUGACAGUUAUGGCAGAGUCUAUGCAACAGCAGACCCAUAUCACCAUACGAUCGGUCCUGCAGCCACAUAUACCGUGGGCACUAUGUCGCCAGUUCGUUGUACCUCGUCGCGUUCCAGCAUUCCUUGUUUCCACGUCACAGACUAGACCAUGUUCUGAUUAUCGACCUCGCCUUUUUGCCUCACAUUUUUGGAUACUGUUGCCUUUUUUGGAUUGCCUGCCCGUAUAUUAAACCUCUCUUUUUGAAACUGUCCAUUUGUUUUGGAGUCGUGUAGUUUUGGGUCCUAUCCUAUGUUCCGUUCAUGACGGAACGAACUGGCCAUAACAUGGACCCAGCAGACUCAGACCCGUUGCGCAAAGCCCUUCAAGCACAGAGUCAACGCCUCUCGAAGCAGGAUAAGCAGCUUGCUGCCCUCCACCUUCAUCUAGAGGGACUUUCAGAGCAUCAGGACACUAUGAUGAGACAGGUGGCCUCACAGUUUGAAGUUCUUAUGAAAAUGAUUCAAAAGAAGGAACCAGUUGGCACAAAACCCGAUACCGCCACGGUACCAAAGUUUCCAUGUGAAGCAGUUACCAUGCAGCCACUUGCCACCUCCGCUGCUGUCUGCCCACAGCUUUCUUGACCGGAGAGGUUCUCUGGAGAUUCUGGGAACAUUAUGCCAUUCAUCACUCAGUGCGAACUCCACUUUGAGCUGCAGGCAGGUGCCUUCCCCACUGAGCGGGCAAAAAUCGCUUUUGUCAUUUCCCACCUGACUGGUCGUGUGGAGGCGUGGGCUACUACUGAAUGGAGCCGAAAUUCCGCCGGAUGUCAUUCGUGGGCUUUGUUCGUAAAGACGAUGGAGCAAAUUUUUCAGUUUUCCACACCAGAUCGUGAGGCAGCUCGCUCCCUUGUCACCUUACAUCAAGGCAAACGCAGGGUGUCAGAUUACGCGAUUGAGUUUCACAUUCUAGCAGAUGAGAGUCAGUGGAAUAAUAGGGCACUGUUCGAUCCAU